UGGCAUCCAAAGUUCGCGUACAAAUAUUUUUCCGUCGUGAUUGAAUUUAUUACCGAUUGAGGCAGCGAAUAUUUGGCAGGACAAGGGAAAUGGUAUUAAAAUGUCAUUGAAACCCCGCACACCACGCUGUCGUUUGUGCAAGAAUACUUGUGAACCGAAUAAGCUACUAUGGGAUCGUGAUUUCCGUGAAAAAGUGCAGGAUAUUAUUUGUCUCUGGAUAAAAGUUGUGCCAUCGGACAGAUAUCACAUUUGCAGCUCUUGCCAAAAGACGGUCGAAGAUUUUUAUACUUACAAAACACAGAGUCGUAAAAUACUACAUGGAGAAAUUAAAAAAAUAUCCCAAAAUACUUGCGAAGAAAACUCUUCACUAGAAGCAGUCAAAAUAGUUGUAAACAAUGAGAAUAAACUAGCAACUUUGGAAACGCUUUUGGACGAUUGUGAGGAUGAGAUCGAACUACCCGUUGAAGCAAUAGAAGUUAUUGGCUUACAAGUCGAAUCGGCCGGAAGGAAACCACAUAAUCGUAAGCCUGAUGGAGAAGUACGAACGAAACGACCGGCUCAUCGUAAAACUGAAGAGGAAAAGGCUAUGACACCUGCCGAAUAUCGGAGGCACUGGAACCAAAUGUAUCGCGAUCGUUAUAAAGUGGUGUGUGACAUUUGCGGUAAAGCUAUUCAAAAGGUUCUCAUUGAGAGUCACCUGAAUCGACACCGAGGCAUACAACCGUAUGCCUGUGAUCAAUGUGGGCUUCAGUUUCACUGUAAAAAUAAUUUCCGCAAACAUGUCCUUCGGAGUCAUGCAGUCAAUGACGAAGUCCAAUGUGAAAUGUGUAACAAAGUUAUCAAAAGCCAGAUUGCCUAUAAGCAACACCUAAGAUCGGUACAUCAAGAGAGGAAGUUUGAGUGUGUUGUUUGUGGGCUCAAAAUACUUACCAAGAAUGCUCUGGCACAGCACAUGGCCAUUCAUAACCAAAAGCGCGAUUUCGUUUGUCCACAUUGUGGUAAAACUUUCUAUCGUCAGUAUGUGCUUAACAUUCACCUAAGAACUCAUUCGGGCGAAACACCCUAUGUGUGCCAUGUCUGUAAGGCCGCAUUUGUCCACCGUAGAAUCUAUGUCAUGCACAUGCAAAAGUUGCAUCCGAACGAACCAAUGAUGCGUAUGGAUGGUGUCAAAACGCUCAAGGAUUCACUAAUGAAACGAGUCGACUUCUAGAGUUAUCAAAUAAAUAAAUUGAAUUGAACAAAUGUUUGACGUUAUAGUAUGUGUAGGCCUCAUCUAGUUUUUCGACUCUGGGUAGAAUUCAUAUAAUACGGAUAAACCGUCUAUAUCAACAUUUCAAA
Molecule: messenger RNA, 1338 nt
Organism: Malaya genurostris
Lineage: Eukaryota; Metazoa; Arthropoda; Insecta; Diptera; Culicidae
Product: zinc finger protein 268-like
Exons: 3
Coding region: 101-1210 (369 amino acids)
Biological process (GO): regulation of transcription by RNA polymerase II
Cellular component (GO): nucleus
Molecular function (GO): RNA polymerase II transcription regulatory region sequence-specific DNA binding; zinc ion binding; DNA-binding transcription factor activity, RNA polymerase II-specific
Source: RefSeq, a predicted model, not a curated record